Messenger RNA from Neofelis nebulosa (Clouded leopard), 1898 nucleotides. RefSeq names its product 2,4-dienoyl-CoA reductase 2 (gene DECR2). Gene Ontology annotation, biological process: fatty acid catabolic process. Lineage: Eukaryota; Metazoa; Chordata; Mammalia; Carnivora; Felidae. The record is from RefSeq and is a predicted model, not a curated record. Gene Ontology annotation, molecular function: 2,4-dienoyl-CoA reductase (NADPH) activity. Bases 218 to 1114 code for a protein of 298 amino acids. The transcript is spliced from 8 exons.
AGUGGAGGCCGCUGUGGGCGGAGCGUCACGGAGAGGCGAGGGCCGACUGGGGCGGGGGCAUGUGGGAGGAGCAAGAAGGAGGCUGUGGGCCGGCCUAGCGGGGCCUCCGGAUCUGGGUCAGGGCGAGUGCUGAGCGCCUACGCGGUGGGUCUCCGCUGCUGUCGCAUCCUGGGUAGGUCCCUGUUGUGCUCGCCGCCCUUAACCCGCACCGAGAGCCAUGGCCCAGCCGCCGCCCGACGUCAGUGAGGACGAGUGUCUUCCCGAGUACCGCCAUCUCUUCUGCCCGGACCUUCUACGGGACAAAGUGGCCUUCAUCACAGGUGGUGGCUCUGGGAUUGGGUUCCGAAUUGCUGAGAUUUUCAUGCGGCACGGCUGCCACACUGUCAUCGCCAGCAGAAGCCUUCCAAGAGUGUCAAUGGCUGCCAGAAAGCUGGCUGCUGCCACUGGCCAGCGAUGCCUGCCUUUGUCUCUGGACGUUCGCGCUCCCCCGGCCAUCACAGCUGCUGUGGACCAGGCACUGAAGGAGUUUGGGAAAAUUGACAUUCUCAUUAACUGUGCGGCCGGAAACUUCCUGUGCCCUGCCAGCACAUUGUCGUUCAACGCCUUCAAGACCGUGAUGGACAUUGACACCUUGGGCACCUUCAACACGUCUCGUGUGCUUUAUGAGAAGUUCUUCCGGGACCAUGGAGGGGUGAUCGUGAACAUCACUGCGACCCUGGGCAGCCGGGGGCAGGUGCUUCAAGUGCACGCAGGCUCUGCCAAGGCGGCUGUGGAGGCAAUGACACGGCACUUGGCUGUGGAGUGGGGUCCCCAGAACAUCCGUGUCAACAGCCUCGCCCCCGGCCUCAUCAGCGGCACAGAGGGGUUCUGGCGCCUGGACAGGUGUCUGAAGCAAAGGAGGCCUUCUGAAGGGAAUCUUGUCCACAACCCCUCUUGGGACGCCUCCUGCGGUGCUCUUUCCAGGACCUGCCUCCCACCCACAGAGAGCAUCAAAUUGGACAGUGCAGCGGCAUCAGAAUCCGAGACUGGCCUCUCCCCCGGGAGCCCUGCUGUGUCCACCUUCCCUCCCCCCGGCCCCAUCUCCCGUGCUCGGGCAGGAGUGACCAGGCUAUGAUGCUGCCCGCUGACCUGCCCGCACCACGCGGGUGUCGCCAGAGGGGCUUUGACAUUCCAGAGCUGCCCCGGGAGUGGGGCUGCAGCCACGGUGCUGCCCCACGUGCCUGCCCUGCCUCGCCCCGGCCUGGGAGGCCUUCAUUCUGCUGCUGCAGAAAGCGGGUGUCCCAUGGGUGUCCCGAGGCAGCCCUGCUGCAGAAAGCGGGCCUUUCAGGCUCCCCGUCUUCCCUUCCUGGCUCUUCCAUUUUGGGAUCUUAUUCGGCUAAACCAGGAAGCCAAACCAGGGAGACUAGAAAAGCAUCUUUGACCCCUCCCACCCCAGGCCUGGUAUCCUGGAUCCCCUUACCAGGGUGUUGGGCUGCAUACGGGAUCCCCCGCCUGGGGGUCACCCAUCCCUAUCAGCCUUUGGUGACACGGGCUGGGUUGCUCCCCACCUGUCCUGGAGCCAGUCUGUCCUUUGCUGGGACGUCCUAGUGGACUUAGUCCUUUGCCAUUCAGAGACUACUUUCUAGGUCCUCCAGCUGGCCAUUGUCUUCAUCAGCACCUCCCAUAGUUCCAAAGGGCUCAGAAAAUUCUGGCCUCAGGGGCGCCUCGGGGGCUCAGUCGGUUGAGGGUCUGACUCUUGAUUUUGGCUCAGGUCGGGAGUUCACGGUUCGUGGGAUCAAGCCCUGUGCUGACAGUGGAGCCUGCUUGGGAUUUUCUCUCUCUCCCUCUCUCUCUCUCUUUUCCCCUCCCCCGCUUUCUCUCUCUCUCAGAAUAAAUAAAUAAACAAAUUUUAAAAACUA